UUGGAGCAACUGGAGGAAAACGGCUCGCUCUCUCGCCAAAACUCGCAAGAAAACAACGUGAGAUCACUCGGAUGCACUUCGGGAAACAACGACUUAGGGAUUCAAAUCCGAGCUGGACAUCCGAUAAGAGCCGUAUCGAUCUAUUUAGGCGAACCGAUUGAUUAGGGACUGUGUGUGUUUUCGUUCGCAAAGCCAAACACACACACACAGUCACAGGUUGCUAGCGGAGUUAACGCUAACCUAGCUAGCCAAGUUAGCUAGCUGCGGUUAGCUGUGCUUUCCCUUUACCCGGGACUUCAAGCAGCCGGGCUGAACUUAAAAAAAAGCUCUCAGACAUUUUCCAGACAGCCUGCUCCAUGGUUCAGUCAUGAUGUGGUGUUUUCUCGGACGUUUAUCGAGUUGGCCGGCCGGUAGCAUCGGCUGACGAGCGUCGGAGAGCGGCGGUUCCCCUCGACCUGGAUUUUACUCCCGUGUGUGUUUUUCCUUCUUUUCCACUGCUGCUUUUGGCUGUUUCUGCAAAAGGUGGACUUUGCCCUCAGGGUGUUGUAACUCUCCCUCCCAAUUAAAUUAAAAAAGGCCUCCAUUGAUUCUUCUCUCGGAGUAAUUUGAAGACUUGGCUGGAAGCUUUUUUUUUGGAGGUAAAAAGUUUGCGUGUUGGGAAGUUGAGGAGGAUUUUUCCGAGCCUGUGGAAAAAUGGAUGCGGGUAUAGAGAAGGAAUGCAGCGCCUUGGGAGGGCUCUUCCAGCUCAUCAUGAACGACAUGAAGGCCAGUUAUCCUACAUGGGAGGACUUUGUAACCAAAGGAGCCAAGCUCCAGUCACAGCUCAGGACGACCAUCGUGGUGACCGGAGCCUUCCUGGACGCUUUUCAGAAGGUGGCAGACAUGGCGACAGGGACCAGAGGUGCCACCAAGGACAUCGGCUCAGCGCUAACCAGGAUGUGUAUGAGACACCGCAGCAUCGAGUCCAAACUCAAACUGUUCACCACAGCUCUCUCAGAAAGUCUUAUCACGCCGCUGGAGUUGAAGAUGGAGGAGUGGAAAAAGGUGGCCAGUCAGCUUGACAAAGACCAUGCUAAAGAGUACAAGAAGGCCAGAGCAGACAUCAAGAAGAAAUCGUCAGACACCAUCAAACUGCAGAAGAAGGUGAAGAAAGGGAAGGACGAGGCUCGGGGCCAGCUGGACAGCGCGCUGCAGGACGUCAAUGUGCGCUACGCCUUCCUGGAGGAGACGGAGAAGCGGGCCGUGUGCAGAGCGCUGAUCGAGGAACGAGCGCGGUACUGCAGCUUCGUCGGCAUGCUGAAGCCUGUGCUGGACCACGAGAUCAACAUGCUGGGUGAGGUGACCCACCUGCAGACCAUUCUGGAAGACCUGACCAACCUGACAGCUGAGCCCAAUAAACUCCCAGCAGCCAGCGAGCAGGUGAUUCUGGACCUGAAAGGUUCUGAUUUCAGCUACACCUAUCAGACACCUCCAGCUUCUCCCAGCAGCACUCUGUCCAGGAAGAGCAGCGUCAGCAGUAACUACCAGUCUGGAUCAGUGAGACACGUUCCCUCUCUGGACUCCAUCAGCUGUGCUGUCGAUGGAGUACACAUCCAGGAUGCUGUUGGCUCCACCAAUCAGCUUGCUGCUGCAGGGAGCGGAGGGGCAGAGAACGGCAUGUUGGCCCCCCCACACCAUGCCUACUCGCACCAUGGAGAGAGAGCUCGAGCCAUGUCUGCAUCUGGGAAGUCAUGCUCGGCCCGGGACCAGCUGGCGUUGACGUUGGGUGCGUUGAAUUCGGACGCCCCGAGGAGCAGCAGGGACUCUCUGCACUGUUCCAGCGGCUACAGCACCCAGACCACCACCCCGUCUUGCUCUGAGGACACCAUACACACACACAUCGACUACGAGUCCAUCUCUCUCCACGGAGACGCCGACUCCAUCUCCUUACAUCACCUCUCCCACGGCAACAACCAGUCUGACUUCGACAAGUCCUCCACCAUCCCGAGGAACUCGGACCUCAGUUUCCAGUACAGAAAGUUUGCUCAGUCCAAGCGCCCCUCCUCCACCGUCAGCCUAUUGGCCGAGCCCGAAUUGACUGGCAGGUCCGUCCACCAGCUGCCGUCCCACACGGCAACCAUCAGGCGCAAACCGUCGUCCAAGCCGGCGUAUCGCAGGGGCACGAUCAGCGGGGGGGUUCCCAUCCCCAUCUGCACCCCGCAGGUUCCCCUCAAAGCCCUCGGAGGAAAUGGCGGAAGUGACGAGAAUGUUUUCACGGUGCCCUCUGCUGGAGGAGCAGGAGGUUUAGGUUACAGUAAACUCUGCACCUCCACACAGAGCCUCAGUGCCUUACCUCCCUCCUCUUCCUCCCCGUACUACCAGCUGGUCCCUGGUCAGAUGCCCAUCCCGGUGCCUGUACCCACUGUACCCUCCCUGCCGCCAGAGGGCAGCAGUGCCAAACAGCAACAGCAGAGUCACUACCAGCAACAGCUACACCUACAGCAGCAGCACCAAAUCCACCAACACCUAAAUCAUCAGCAGCAACACAGUCAACUACAGCAGCCGCAAUAUCAUCAGCAGCAGCAACUGCAGCACCAGUUUCAACAUCAGCAGCACAAGUUUCAACAUCAGCAGUCACUGCUUCAGCAACCCCAGCAAGUGCUACAUCAAGACCAGCAGCAGAAACAGGAGCUGUUCCGGCAGCAGCAGGCCCAGGCCCAGGCCCAGGCCUCUGCAUCGCAGGAAGAGCCCUCCAGUGUGGGCCACAGCGCUCACUACCAGCCCCAGGCUCCUCCACCCUCCUGCCAGGACCAGAACCCAGAGCAGUCGACCCAUAGGGAAGGAGGAGACAUGCUCUCCCAGAUCAGAGGAAUAAAGCUCAAAAGAACCCUCACCAACGAUCGCUCCGCCCCCCUCCUGCCCCCUCCGACCAAUCACAAAUGAGGCUGAACGACUGAUUGUUCUGCUUCCCUGCAGGUUGACUGUUUAGUCUGAUGGGCUCAACCCAAAGCAGACACCUGAGUGUGUCAGCACAGACCACACACAGCAAAAUCAAACGCGUAGACUUCCUGUUAGACACCGACUGUGGACUCAUUAUUCGCUGGAACUCGACGCGUGUCUUAUUUUAUUUUCUAAAACUCUGCUUCCAUUUAGGCCGUUUAGGUUUGUUAGUUUUAAACAUUUUUGUUGAGCUUUUUUUUGUCAUUUCCUUUUGCUGCAGCGACCAUCUUUUGCCUUUUUUUUUGGUAAAUGUUUGUAAAAGUGUUUGCGUGACCCAGUCUUACCCGUAGAACUGUUGAUUGUUUUAGUUAGUCCUCACCUCCUGGUCAGAUGAUCGUUAGGGGCUUGUUAAUUAGCCACACAGGAAGCUUUUAGUGUCUCAGAUCCUCUUCAGUCCUCAGUGUGUUUGAUUUGCCUUUGGCCUUGACUCCCAGAAGGGUGGGGUUUAGUGAUUAGAUGGCUGCCCGGGUCUGUAGACUGUAAAUAUGUUUGAACAAAAAGCUUUAGGAGCACGUGAAGAGGUUGGAUGUUUUGCUUAACGGCACGUUGUUAAAGGUCACUCACUUUCUUUGACCCGCAAAGAUUUGAAAGUGACGGCGAGUCACAAUUUUGAUUCCCUCGCUUUCAAGUAGCAAUAGUUUCCUGGGAUUCCAAAUGGUGCCACUGAGGGUUUGUGGGACAGGAUUAAAAACGUUACUGUGUGCGAAUGUCUGGUUUACUGUGUAAAUAACUAGCUGGUUAGUAUGAGGAACAAUACGAUGAAGAUGGUGGUUUGUUUGCAACUUUUAGAGGCGACGCUGUUGUUUUAGGAGCAGCAGAACGACAACAAUGGCUGACAUUAUUGCUGAGAACAUAGCGAACUGCGAGAAGCAGAACAGAAACGAGUAGAGUUGUGCUGCUUUUCAGCAGUUACAGGGGACACGCCGCCAUGUUGGAAGACCUGACUGAACCUCUGCUACCAAGAAAAUAAACUUUAGUCUGCGUAUACACAGUACAGGGUAAUAUGCAUGUUGAGAUGUCUGACUGCACAACAGGAAGUCACCAGGAGGAACAACGAGGACACUAGAGCCGGAUUAAUAAAUCAGAUGAUAUAUUUUGGUACAUGUUUCGACUGAUAAAUAUGUCAUUAUUUUCCAUCAGAGAGCACUGACAAAUUUUCAUUUUUACAGUGUAAAAUGUCCAGUUCAGAACAUACCUGCAGCUCUUUAUCAAAAUAUUUAUGAGAAAACUAACUUUUUUUAAACUUCCUAAAUAUCAUUACGAUAUCGACCACAGAAGUCCAAACAACACUCAAUCAAUCAAAAUUGUCUUUAUGAAUUUACAUAAUAAAUGUUCAGUUUUAUCUUUGGCAUGAGGCGACUGAUUUCCAUUAUUGCUUAAUCUGCCAAUUAUCCUCUAAAUUGAUUGUUUGGUCUAUAAAAUGUUAAAAAUUACUCCCCUCACAUGAUGCUGCAGCCAAAAGUUUAGUCUGACCAACAAUCUGAAACCAGAAGAUAGAAACUGGAUUUAUAACAUUUUUCAUGACAAAUGAAAAUUAAUUAAUUGCUGAUUAAUUUUCUGAACUGUUUCAAUUCUAGUUAUUAAAUUGACAUUUAUAUCUCUGUCACUCUUCCAACAUGGUGGUGUUUCCACCUUAACUAGAAAACUGCAGUCUCCUGCUUUAAGGUCUGUGAUUUACCCUCCAAAGACUAGAAAUCAGUGACUUUCACUGUUUAAAGAGUUCAUAUUAAAAGAACUUUCUUUCUGUGUUUACAUUCACCUCCCAGCGCUCAGGAUUUGAACUGGAAAACUCAGCAGAUCUGCUUUCUUUGAAUUAGCUGCUUACAGCCAAUCAGAGCGCAGGACUGUGAGGACUUGGUGUUUGCAUUCAACUUUUAAAUUAAACUGUAUUUAUCUGCACAGUUUGGUUGGGCUCCAGUAGCUGGUUCUAUUUUGGAUCCUGUUCCAAGCUGGUAAAAUAUUUAGGCCUGUUUUUGUUGACGUGUAAUUCACUGCUCACAUCUCAGAAAUGUAGCCAGAAAAAUAGCAACAAGCGCUGACGUGAUAGAAGCAGCUUUUUAGCUCGUUAUUAGUCAACGUAUAGAAGUGAGUCUUAAAUCAGCAUAUUUCUUUUAUCACUGUGGCUAAAAUAACCGCCUGUCUCAACCGUGAACACGAUGUCAGACUGAAUAAAGACGUAAAUGGACUUGAUAAAAGACGUGUUGCCUCUAAAAGUUGCCUGUCGAGCGUCGGCUUCAUGCGGCGAGCUGUCGGAGCGUGCUGGGACGCAGGGCCGUAGCUUCCUCUGAGGUCUGAGGGCACGUCCUCGGUUAAAGCUUUGGGGAGUUUGGGGACUUAAGAGCUGCAACUAAUGAUUGAUUUUUAUUAUCAAUUAAUCCAUUUAACAUUUGGUCUAUAAAAUAUCAGAAAUGUUUUGUCCAAAGAUAUUCAGUUUACAAAUCCUAGAAGACAAGGAAACUAGCAAACAUUUGCGUUUGAAAAGCUGGAACCAGUUGCUUUACAAACAUUUUAAAUGAUUAAAGGAUUGUAAAAAUUGUUGCUGAUUAAUUUCCUGUUUCAGCUCUACAUUUUAGAUUCUGAACACAUUUAUGCAGUUUUUUAUGGCUGUUUGUGAUAUAUUUUUAGACCAAAUAACAGACACUUAAGUAUAAAAGAAAUGUAAUACUUUCCAACAGAAUUGCAUACCGGAAGGUGUACAGAAAGAUAUAAUUUAGGAAAAUUACUUUUCUUUUUCAAAUACUCAUAAAAUUGAACAGAGUUUGGUUGGUGGCUCAUCAAACUUUCCCUCGCUCUGCUGUGGGAAUUCAUGCUCAGGACCUCAGUAUUUCUCAAAUCUUGGCUACGGCCCUGCCUGGAAGCUGCCCCGCAGAGACCAGCUGCAUGCUGGGAAAUGCAGUCCAGUCUCUGGCCAGCUGGUCCGUUCUCAGAGGAACUUUUCGGUGUAUUUAGGGAUUUCCUGCAGCUGAUUUAAGUGUUUAUAUUGUUGACGAGUCAGAGAACAGUCGAAGCUUCUGAUAUUCACUUGGUUGAUUGGCCCCACAGCAGUUGUUUGUGUAUAUAUUAGUGCUUCUAUUCCUGGGAGAGAUCUAAAUCUAUAUAUAAAAAUGUAUGUAUGCAUAUCCUGAUUGUAUUUUUGUUGAUUUAUUGAUCAGGCAAUGUGAUCAGAUCCGACAACGCCAUCGGUCGUCACUCGUCGUUAUUUUUGUAGUAAAGCUUUAAAGGAGGAAACCCAGUGAACUUCCUGAUGUUCGAGGAUCUGAAACCUGAUUGGACGUCUGACUGUCAAGAAGUGAAUGGACGACUAAACAGACGUAUGGACGACUUGAACCAGCAGAAUGUAGAAAUGUUUUGUCUUUCAUCUUUUGAUGUUCGCUGUGGGAUCAAUAAUAAUAACUGAUUCAUCAA
Chelmon rostratus (copperband butterflyfish) is the source of this 6384-nucleotide messenger RNA. It is a transcript of the gene mtss1, whose product is annotated as MTSS I-BAR domain containing 1. Gene Ontology annotation, cellular component: actin cytoskeleton; cytoplasmic side of plasma membrane. The record is from RefSeq and is a predicted model, not a curated record. Gene Ontology annotation, molecular function: phospholipid binding; actin binding. Gene Ontology annotation, biological process: cell projection assembly; plasma membrane organization. Lineage: Eukaryota; Metazoa; Chordata; Actinopteri; Chaetodontiformes; Chaetodontidae. The transcript is spliced from 13 exons. Bases 694 to 2922 code for a protein of 742 amino acids.